AUGCAGGUGGUUUGGUUACAGCAGCAAGUGCUCAAAGUUCGUGUCAAGCGUGACACGCAUGUGUCUUUCAACGAUCCUCAUUGGCCUCAGAUGUGGUACCUAAAUCGCGGUGGGUCUGGUGGUUUUGACAUGAAUGUACGUUCAGCCUGGGCACGCGGAUAUGCUGGCCAAGGUGUCGUGGUUACUAUACUGGACGAUGGGUUGGAGAUUGACCAUCCAGAUUUAAAAGAGAAUUAUGAUCCUUUCGCGUCCUAUGAUGUUAAUGGUAAUGAUGAAAAUCCCGAGCCUCGCUAUCCGUCGGACGAUAAGAGCACUACGUCGAACCGCCAUGGGACUCGAUGUGCUGGAGAGGUGGCGGCUGUCGCAAACAAUAACGUAUGCGGUUUGGGUAUCGCCUAUCUUGCUCGCAUUGGCGGUGUACGCAUGCUGGACGGGGAGGUGUCGGAUGCAAUGGAGUCGCGCUCUCUGGGUCAUCAAAUGCAGCACAUCGAUGUAUACUCAGCUUCCUGGGGGCCUGAAGACGACGGGAAGACUGUGGAUGGCCCUGGGAGACUUGCUCAAUUGGCUUUCAGUAACGGAAUCCAAUUGGGUCGUGGUGGUCUUGGUUCCAUCUUUGUCUGGGCCAGCGGAAACGGGGGAAAGAACGGCGACAAUUGUAAUUGCGAUGGCUACACCAACAGCAUAUACACUUUAGGGGUGAGCUCCGUUUCCGAACACGGAUCGGUGCCAUGGUAUGCCGAAAUGUGCUCCUCCACUCUCGCCGUGACGUACAGCAGUGGUGGCCACGGGGAGCGCGCAGUGAUUACAACAGACUUGAACCACACAUGUACCACUAAUCAUUCGGGCACAUCAGCCAGUGCUCCUCUGGCUGCUGGUAUUUGUGCUUUGACAUUGUCCGCAAACAGUGGUCUCACUUGGCGAGAUUUACAAUAUUUGGUUGUGUACACUGCCAGACCGGACGGAUUAUUUGCCACCGACUGGCGAGUUAACGGUGUGGGCCGACGAGUUUCGCAUGCUUUCGGUUAUGGACUCAUGGACGCGGGCGCGAUGGUUGAUCUAGCUCUAAACUGGACUAACGUACCUCCUCAGCGCGUCUGUGAAGCCCAAGCUCCAAUAGCAGGUGGGCCAGUUUCCAUUCGUCAAAGGGAUCAGGAAGUGUUGGCCCUGACGACGGAUGGUUGUGCUUCAGCUGCUGCCCUCGCCGGUGACCCUUCGCAGCGUGUGGUGUAUUUGGAACACGUUCAAGCCAAAGUCACGGUGAGCAGCGCUCAACGUGGUGAGAUCGAAAUCCGCCUCACCUCGCCUUCGGGAACCGUCUCCAAAUUGCUGAGCAAGCGGCCGAAGGACAUCGACGUGGCCGGCUUUCAUGUGUGGCCUUUUAUGUCCGUACACUUCUGGGGUGAGAUGGCAAAUGGAACGUGGAAAUUAACUGUGAAUUCUGGAAACGCUGCCGUUUCUGUACAUGAGUGGGCCCUAGUCUUGUACGGCACAAACACACCGCCGCCCUUGCACGGGUCAUCACAUCGACGUGAUGUCCGUCAGCUUCCGAAAAUUGCUCUGAAGUCUGCUCCACAUUCAUCCUUUCCAGCGGAAGAAGCGAACACUCCUCGAAGUAGCAGUCACACGCCAUAUCACCUUCCUCCAACUCAAGGAUCUUAUCCUGCUCUGAUUCCCGGUUAUCCUCUUGAGUACACACCACUAGUGGAUAGCGCGUCAAAAGAGAACGGCUUGAACCCGUUUUUUAAAUUUUCCCCUCAUCUAUAUCCUUUUUGGCCAAAUUGGCACCCAGUUAACCCCCUGCUUCCUCCAUCCCUCCCUUCCUCUCCUCGACCUCUAUUGAUGUCUUCUCAACUAAAUCCAAUCGUUUCUCCGGCGUCGGUCCGUUUAUCUGGUGGUACUACUGCCCCAGCUAUUGCGGACUCUGGUGAAAAGAAACUGGAGUCUGUCCUCACAGAAAACACUCACUUCUUCGAUCUCAAAUUACCUCCUUUAAGAACCAACCACCUGGAUAACCCAGACACACACCAAUCGGCCGCUGGUUACACAUAUCAUUCAGGAGUGUUUGGUGGUGGUACCCAUGCACCGGUGGAAGAGGCAGUAGCAGAAAAACCCAACAAGGCGCUCACUCACUCGGUCUCAAACUCCUUUCCCCGACAUCCUGUUCUGUGCAUUUCGAUUGUGGCAUUUUUCGUUUGGGCGAUUUCAUAAGAUUUUGCGUAGAUCGCUUGUCUAAACCUUGAGGUAUCAUCCUGAUGUACAGUUACCAAGUUUAUACAUGCCUAGUUUCUUCUUAUUUCCUUUGCAUUUUUAUAUUCUGCCGAUGAUUUCAGAUCGUUGCUUGUUUACAUACAUGUGCACUAUAUUCACUGCUCUGAUUCCUUCACACCAUUGAAGAGCAUUCAGUGGCGUACAACAACACAGCUUAGGGGCUGCUCACUUGUUUACACAAAUUCGCAUUUUCUCUCCUGCCAUCUUGUCCCGUUGUGGUUCUUUAAUGUGAGUAACGUUGUUUACCGGUCGCAUUCGUGACUUGUUCCUUCCGUUUCUCCAUGGAAUUUUGUGCAGGUAUUAUCUUUCAUUUUUCUCUACUUAUUGUCUUUUCCGCGCAUGUUUCUUCGUCAUCGUGGUUUACUGUCGAUAUCCAUCUCGCUUUAUACUUUAUUUUUCUUCAGUUAAUGUAUAGAGUGGGAGUACUCCUUUUUUGAAUCUUUUUCUUGUGUAUACGCAUCUAAUCUCUUCAUUCGUUUUAUAUUUCGCCGCACUACCUCAAUUUUACUCGAUGAUUAUCCAUUUUUGUGAAGUUACCUAUCGCUUAACUUCAGCACUUAUGGACCACAAUGCGACGUUUUUUUGCGUUUAUGUAAUCUUAAUCAUAUCACUUACCAUGGUAUUGUGGAUGGGGGGUGUCCAUUUCGUUAACCCCCAUUCCAACAAGUGGUUUGCAUCUGCUGCACCGAGAAAAGAGUAACGCAUGGAAGAAACAGCGCGCCAAUCGUGGGCACCGCGUUUGAUGUCCAGCAUGCACCCCUCUAACCGAUCAACAAAUUUAACUACCAGCGUGCACCCAGCCAGUCAAUCACCAUACUCUCAGGACCAAUAGCCCGUCCUUCCUUCACGCAGUUCCAAGCUCACUCGUGUCUCCAAACUCUCCUAUACUACUAGGGACGCCCGCUUUCCUAAAUCAGCCUGUUCCUGCAAGCCUGCCUUUACUACACCACCAAUACUGUAGACCGCACUUAGAUGUAAUCUCGACUUUCUUACUGACGAGCAACCUCUACGCAACAUUAAACCAAUUGCUUCCAACCCUUUCACAUAUCUGUGGAGCAAAGUAACUGACACAAUCAAAGAACUGUCAUUUCCGCCUACCCGGCAGAACAAAAGAGCAGGCUUGCAUCAGCUGUAUUGAUAUAAUGCAUACGACACAAUUAAAUGAUUUAUAACUCACAAC
This is a messenger RNA of Dicrocoelium dendriticum, 3448 nucleotides long. Lineage: Eukaryota; Metazoa; Platyhelminthes; Trematoda; Plagiorchiida; Dicrocoeliidae. The record is from the annotation of a GenBank genome assembly.